CAGCGCGAAGCCGCCGCCGCGGGAGCUUCCAGAACUGCGAGAGGGCGCGGAGGUGUCAGGUCUCAUGGCUCUGAAUCUCCUUCUUCCCCUUGAGGGAAGCCCGGAGGAGCAUGGCGGGUCCCCCGGGGUCCCCUUGGCCCCAGACCAGGAAGCGGUGUCGUUCAGGGACGUGGCCGUGGACUUUACCGAGGAGGAAUGGGGGUGCCUGAGCCCUGCUCAGUGGCAGCUGUACAAGGAGGUGAUGCUGGAGAACUACAGGAACCUGGUGUCCCUGGGGCUAAAAGAGGACAAACCAGACCUGGUCUCCUGGCUGGAACAGGGGGAAGAGCCAUCAGCCUCAGAUCUGCAGGGAGAGGGCCCCAGGAGCCCCUGUCCCUGGGAAGGAGACACUUCUGCCAGGUGUCGAGGAGCCAGUGGAUGCCACAGCCCUGCUGGGCCCUCAGCCUGGGAUACUGGAACCGAGAACCAGGAGGAGUCACUUCAUAAAGAAGAACAAGGAACAUCCAGAACAUUAAUGGAAAACCCCAGAAGGGACGUUGUUGUUCCCCAGAUCUCAGAAUUUUGGGAAGGUCCUAUUCAGGAGAUCACAUUAUGGAAGCAAAUAGGAAACCUUGCAGGAGAGACUCCAAGGAAAGAAUUUUGGGAAUGGCCUGUUCAGGACAUCUCAUCAUGGAAACAAAUGGGAAACGUAACAGAGGAGACUCCAAGGAAAGUAUUUUGGGAGAGUCCUGUCCAAGACAUCUCAUCAUGGAAACAAAUGGGAAAUGUUGCAGGGGAGACUCCAAGCAAAGACUUUUGGGAGUGUCCUGUGGAAGAUAUCAUGUUAUGGAAGCAAUUGGGAAACCUUGCACAGGAGGGUCCAAGGAAAGAAUUGUGGGAGGGUCCUGCCAAAGAGAUCACAUUGUGGAAGCAAAUGGGAAACCCUGCAGGAGAGACUCCAAGGAAAGUCCUUUCCCAAGAAACAGGUUUCUGCGAGCCGACUGUCCUCCCUAAGAAGAAUCCCACUGAGCAGGGAAGCCGUGAAUGUACUGACUUUGGUAAAAACUUUAAUCAGAACGUUCCCAUGCACAAAGGAUCAUGGGAUUAUAAUCAAUGUGGGAAUCUCUCCCAUUACUAUACACUCUUUAAUCAGUAUCAGAGAAACGAACCCUGUGAUUUGGAAGGUGGACAGGAUUUUAGCAAGAACUCAUUUCUUAUUCAAAAUCAGAGAAUCUGUUCAGAAGAGAAUCCUUAUAAAUGUGGAGAAUGUGGAAAGGCUUUCACUGACUAUUCAGACAUUAGCAAUCAUGGAAGAACUCAUGGUAGAGAGAAACAUUCUAAGUAUAGGCAAUGUGGAGCAGCUUUUAUGUGGAGCUCAGUUCUUACUGAACACCAGAAAAUUAAAAUUUGUGAUAAACCCUAUGACUGUAAGGAGUUGAAGGAGGUCUUCCGCCAGAAUUCAGCCAUUACUCAAUAUGAAGGAAUUCACAGUGGAAAGAAACCGUCUGAGUAUAGUGACUGUGGAACAGCCUUUAUCUGGCAUUCAAACCUCAUGGAACAUCAGAGAAUUCUCACUAGUGAGAGACCUUAUGAAUGUAAGGUAUGUGGGAAAGCCUUCAGCCAGAACUCAUCCCUCACUCAACACUUCAGAAUUCAUACUGGAGAGAAACCUUAUAAAUGUAAAGAAUGUGGUAAGGCCUUCAGGCAGAACUCACAUCUUAUUCGACAUCAGCUCAUUCACACUAGAGAGAAACCUUAUGAAUGCCAGGAAUGUGGAAAGGCCUUCAAUCAGAGCUCAGAUAUCAUAUAUCAUGGAAGAAAUCAUGAUGGAGGAAUUUAUUAUAAGUGCAGGCAAUGCGGAAAGGCCUUUACAUGGAGUGCCAUUCUUACUGAACAACAGAAAAUUCACACUUUUGAGAAACCCUAUAAAUAUAAGGAGUUUGGAGUGGCCUUCAGCCAAAACUCGGACAUUAUUAAAUAUGAAGGAAUUCAUAGUGGAAAGAAACCAUUUGAGUGUAAAGACUGUGGGGCAGCUUUCAGUUGGCACUCAAACCUUCUGGAACAUCAGAGAACUCACACAGGUGAGAAACCUUAUGAAUGUAAGGUAUGUGGGAAAGCCUUCAGUCAGAGCUCUUCCCUUACUCAACAUUUCAGAAUUCAUACUGGAGAGAAACCUUAUAAAUGUAAGGAAUGUGGCAAGGCCUUCAGGCAGAACUCACAUCUUAUUCGACACCAGCUAAUUCACACUAGAGAGAAACCUUAUGAGUGCAAGGAAUGUGGAAAGGCCUUUAGCCAGAGCUCAGACAUUAUUAAACAUGAAAGAAUACACAGUGGAAAGAAACCAUAUGAGUGUAAGGAAUGUGGGGCAGCCUUCAGUUGGCGCUCAUACCUCAUUCAACAUCAGAGAACUCACACUGUUGAGAAACCUUAUGAAUGUAAGGAAUGUGGGAAAGCCUUUAGCCAGAGCUCAUCCCUUAUUCAACAUCAUAGAAUUCAUACUGGUGAGAAACCUUAUGAAUGUAAGGAGUGUGGGAAGGCCUUUAGCCAGAGAUCAUCCCUUAUUCAACAUCAUCGAAUUCAUACUGGAGAGAAACCUUACAAAUGUAAGGAUUGUGGAGCAGUCUUCAGUGGACACUCAGGCCUUAUCCAACAUGAGAGGAUUCACACUGGUGAGAAACCUUAUGAAUGUAAAGAAUGCGGGAAAGCCUUUAGGCAGAGCUCUGCCCUCAUACAUCAUCAGAUAAUUCAUACUGGAGAGAAACCUUACAAAUGUAAAGACUGUGGGAAGGCAUUUCGCUGGAAUGCAGUUUUUACUGAACAUCAGAAAAUCCACACUGGAGAGAUACCUUAUGAAUGUAAGGAAUGUGGCAAGGCCUUCAUCCAGAGAGCAGCACUUACCCAUCAUCAGAGAAUUCAUACCGGAGAGAAGCCUUACAGAUGUAAGCAGUGUGGGAAGGCCUUCAUCCAGAGAUCAUCUCUUACUCAUCAUCAGAGAAUUCAUACUGGAGAGAAGCCUUACAAAUGUAAGCAGUGUGGGAAGGCUUUUAUCCAGAGAUCAGACCUCACUCGACAUCACAUAAUUCAUACUGGAGAGAAACCUUAUGAAUGAAGAAAUGUGGGACAGCCUCCAUCCAGACCUCGGCCCUUAUUAAACAUCAAUAAAAUCAUAUUGGAGAAAAAACACUGAGUGUAAGGAAUGAGGGAAAGACUUCAGUUGGGUCUCAGCCCUUAAAGGAUGUGAAUCAAUUCAUGGUACAUACUGGUAUACAUGGUCCAGCUGUUUUAUGGAAGCAUCUUUUUUAGUUCAACUGAAAAUAUUAAGAAAUAAUAUUUCUCUCAGUCUAAAGUCCUUUCAAGACUUUUCCCUUUAGAAAAGUGGCUAAGGAUCAAGGAUAGUAACCAAACUUAGACCUCAGACAUCCCUGUUGUCUAGUUGUGACCCUUGCCUUCCCCACCCCUGAAGUGACUGAUGCUAUGACCCACUGAAGGGACGUGACCUCUUUUCCAUUUAAAGAUUAAGAUGGGGAAUAUAGUCAGGAAACCCUUUCAGUUCUUUAGGGAAGUGGUCAAGGAAGGAAUCUGGUAGUUUAGUUGAAGACUAAGUGACUAUUCUAGAAUGUUGACCCCCCCUCCCAGCAAAAGCCCUGUUUUAAUAUUGUGACCUUUUCCUUGUUCAAGAUUCCUACAAAUGUUACCUCAAAAUUGUUUUGGGGUAGAGAUAUGUCCUAGGAGUUAUUUCAGUUUGGACAUUUUUCUCUCUAGGAUAGAAGUACUUGGAUUUAGAAUGCUGUUUAAUAAAAUUG
Messenger RNA from Vombatus ursinus (common wombat), 3782 nucleotides. Its product is annotated as zinc finger protein 595-like. The record is from RefSeq and is a predicted model, not a curated record. The transcript is spliced from 5 exons. Bases 65 to 3088 code for a protein of 1007 amino acids. Gene Ontology annotation, biological process: regulation of transcription by RNA polymerase II. NCBI's taxonomy places the organism in Eukaryota, Metazoa, Chordata, Mammalia, Diprotodontia, Vombatidae. Gene Ontology annotation, cellular component: nucleus. Gene Ontology annotation, molecular function: RNA polymerase II transcription regulatory region sequence-specific DNA binding; DNA-binding transcription factor activity, RNA polymerase II-specific.